This is a messenger RNA of Adelges cooleyi (spruce gall adelgid), 1432 nucleotides long. Its product is annotated as farnesol dehydrogenase-like. Gene Ontology annotation, molecular function: oxidoreductase activity. The record is from RefSeq and is a predicted model, not a curated record. Lineage: Eukaryota; Metazoa; Arthropoda; Insecta; Hemiptera; Adelgidae. The coding region runs from base 463 to 1266 and encodes 267 amino acids. The transcript is spliced from 7 exons.
CGCCUAGCGGCCAAUUUAUCACACUUCUAUAUACAUUCUAAAAACAUGUUUUGGACCUAUCGACUGCCGUAGCGUGGCAGCAGCGAUAACGGCGGCGGUGGCACCGCAAUUAAUACCUGAAAUUAAAAACAGAUAAUCCAUUCUUAACAAUUGAUUUUCAAUAACACGGACCAAAUAUAAUAGUUGUACAGUGAUAUCGUUAUUUAAUAUUUGAUAUUUUGUAAAAGUAAUAACUGUAAUUAUUAUUCUUACAUCAUUUAAGUUAAUAUAAUAUUACAAAACACAUUCAUAACAAUCAAAAGUUGCGUGGCUAAUUUUAAAAGGUGCUGUCUAAAUACUUUGUACGUCGUAAGAAGAUUGCCAGGGCUGAAUAACUUUACUUCAAUUGUGUAAUACAGAUAACAAAUCCUGUUUUACGGUUUCGGCUUUCGAAAAAAUACUAGUAAGUACUUGUUAAUCGACAUGGAACAAUGGAAAGGAACCGUAGCCUUAGUAACCGGGGCGAGUGCAGGAAUCGGUCAUGCUACAACUUUAGAGCUUCUGAAACAUGGUGUUCAUGUUGUGGCCUUAGCCAGACGAGGAGAUAAACUUCGGGACAUACCUGAUCAGCUACCGAAAAAUAGUAAUGACACUUUUGGUAAACUAUACCCAAUGGAAUGCGAUAUUACCGAUGAAAACACAGUGAAAAACGUAUUCAGUUGGAUAGACACGAAUCUUGGAGGUAUCAGCAUUAUGAUCAAUAACGCCGGAAUUCUUCGAAAAAGCACUCUCCUAGGGGGUAAAACGGAAGACUGGAAAUCGAUUUUGGACCUCAACGUUUUGGCUCUAUCGGUAUGUACAAGAGAAGCAUAUCAGUCGAUGACAAAACAUAAUAUCAACGGUUACAUAAUUCAAAUAAACAGUAUAGUAGGCCAUUCUAUAUCAUCAAUUUUCGGGAAUAAAAUGUACAACGCAUCUAAAAAAGCAGUAACGGUUUUGUGUGACGGUUUAAGACACGAAUUGCAACUGGUCGGAUCGAAAAUAAAAGUCACGAGUUUAAGUCCAGGUUUGGUUGACACAGAAAUAUUCGCCGCUGGUAAUUGCCCUUUGGUAACCGAAGGAGUUUCAAAUCCACCUCCCUCUUUGACAGCCAAAACCGUAGCAGAUACGGUGAUUUUAGCGCUUUCUACGCCCCCAGAUGUCUUGUUUGCAGAGCUCACUGUUAUAAGAGUCGGCGCCACUAUUCAAAAUCACAUGACAGCUCUUCCUCCAUUUACAGUUUGUUAAGACAAUUAUAUACAUUGUUUAAUCCUACUACGUUUAGCUUUAUUUCGUAUUCAAAUACUCAUUCACACACACAUGCGUGAUGAUAAUUAUUGCGAUUGAGAUAAAAUAUUAUAGUUUUAUGCAUAAUAAAAUUAAAAAAUUAAUUAGAAUGCAUGUUAAUUAUUAA